This is a messenger RNA of Vitis riparia (riverbank grape), 935 nucleotides long. Its product is annotated as mitochondrial inner membrane protease subunit 1-like. Gene Ontology annotation, molecular function: serine-type endopeptidase activity. The coding region runs from base 137 to 757 and encodes 206 amino acids. Gene Ontology annotation, cellular component: membrane; mitochondrial inner membrane peptidase complex. Lineage: Eukaryota; Viridiplantae; Streptophyta; Magnoliopsida; Vitales; Vitaceae. The record is from RefSeq and is a predicted model, not a curated record. The transcript has 4 exons.
GCGGAAAAUCUGGGAGCACAAAAGAUCAAUGAAUAGGAUCUAGUGGGAGGUUUUGGUUUGAGAUGUAUAAAUGAAGAAAGGCGGCAGGCAGGCAGAGCCGCAGAAGAUAUAGAGGGAGAGGGAGAGGGAGAGAGAGAUGGGUGUCAGCAAUGUGAAGCAAUGGAGCAGAAUAGUGAAUGAAGCGUUGGACAGAGCCUUCUUCACAGCCAAGUUCCUCUGCCUCCUUCACGUCUCCAAUACCUACCUCUGCACUGUGGCUCUUGCCCACGGCCCCAGCAUGCUCCCCACCCUGAAUCUCUCUGGGGAUCUCAUCUUGGCCGACCGUCUCUCCGUUCGUUUCGGCAAAGUGGGUCCCGGCGAUAUCGUCCUCGUUCGAUCUCCUCAGAACCCUAGGAAGAUUAUCACGAAGCGUGUGGUGGGCAUGGGAGGGGAUCGCGUUACUUUCUCUGUGGAUCCCAAGGACAGUCGCAGAUGUGAGACUGUUGUUGUUCCAGAGGGGCAUGUUUGGAUUGCGGGAGAUAACAUAUACGCUUCCACUGAUUCAAGGAAUUUUGGUGCUGUUCCUUAUGGUCUGCUUCAAGGCAAAGUGUUCUGGAGGAACAGGUCUCAUUUGAAGCAAAAAAUUGGAGCAAAAAGAAGUUUCAAGAGGGUAAUCUGCUUUGCUGGUCCUCUAGUUCAGGGAAGUAGAAAGUUUUUUGAGUUAAUGGUAGAAAACUUGCAGGGAGGCUGGUUUGGUUCUCCUUCAAUGCAUUAUUGAUUAAAGUUGAGAUGCAACAUUGAUAAGAAGGCUUCUUUUUUUUUUUUACUUUUUUUUUAUUUGUAUUUUUUAUUAUUCCUUUAUGUCUCUCAUUUUUGUGGUUGUAAUUUACUAGUUGCAGCCUUCUGCAUAAAUUGAAUAAACUUUACUUAAAUACUCAUGGUGCCCAGUUCACUUA